Messenger RNA from Microplitis demolitor, 663 nucleotides. RefSeq lists its product as uncharacterized. Bases 132 to 563 code for a protein of 143 amino acids. The record is from RefSeq and is a predicted model, not a curated record. Lineage: Eukaryota; Metazoa; Arthropoda; Insecta; Hymenoptera; Braconidae. The transcript has 2 exons.
UUAACCUUUAAUUUGAAAAAAAAAAUAACUGACAUUUUACACAUGUAAAUAAAUAUAUCUCUAAUUUUAAAAUUAAUAAUUUAAAAAAAAAUAUCGAAGUUAAUUAUUUCAAAUAAAUAUAUAACAUAUCAAUGCGUUAUAUAAAACAAGAUGAGACAGUCAUGUCUGAUAAUGACAAUAUCGAUGUAAAUGAAGUUUUUGAAAAUUUACUAUUGGCUGAAGAUAUUGCCGAGAAAUCUGGUUUUGAAAAAGGCGUUGAAGCUGGUAAAAGUCAACUAUUGAAAGGAUAUCAUCUUGGUUAUCACAGAGCAAGUGUUUUAGCAGCACAACUAGGAUACUACAGUGGAGUAGUAGAGUACUGUUUGAAUGAAAAAAAUUUAUCUUCUAAAGCCAUCGAGCAGGCUAAGAAAUUGAAAGAUGAAAUUAGACAGUUUCCAAAAACUAAUGAUGAAACUUUUGAUAUUAUAAAGAGUUCAGAGGAUAUUAAAUUUAAGUUUACUAAGCUCUGUUCAUUAGCAAAAAUAAACCCAGCUUAUCCAGAAGCUGAAAAACUUGAUUUUUAAUUGACGAAAAAAUUUUUUGAUGAUCCUGAAUAUUUUUUUUUUAUUUCUUUGAAAAAAAUCCAAAAAUUAUAAGACGUCGGCUUACUUCGUAUCAUUUUUU